AUGAAGACAUUUAUACUUAUCUCCCUCUGGGCACUAGCUGCGGCAGACCCUAUAGAUUACUACAUCACAGAUAAUACUGGGCUGGAUAUAGAGGCUUUAGCCGCACAACCUCUUAAUAUGAUCAGUUAUAUUAACUGCUUUCUAGACAGAGGACCCUGCUGCAGGGUGGGAGCGAGUUAUAAAAAAAAUCUUGCAGAGGCGGUAGCACAGGCUUGCAAGAGAUGUAGUCCAGAUCAAAAACAGUUGUUUUGGAGGUUCCUCCAUAUAAUUAAACCCGUAUUCCCUGAGGAUUACAACGAGUUUUGGAAGAAAUAUGAUCCUGAACAUAUAUACUACGAACCUUUGAUGAAGGAGCUAGAAAAAUAUAAACCAGUAUCUUUACCCUUCUUACCAAUACUGUAA
Danaus chrysippus (African queen) is the source of this 402-nucleotide messenger RNA. The record is from the annotation of a GenBank genome assembly. Lineage: Eukaryota; Metazoa; Arthropoda; Insecta; Lepidoptera; Nymphalidae.